AUGAAGGUAGCGACGAAUAAUGGUGAUAAUGAUAAUGUUGGUGACGAUGAUAAUGAUGGGGGUGGUAGUAAUGGUGAUAAUGAUGAUGGUGGUAAUGGUGAUAAUGAUGGCUUAAAUAGUGAUAAUGAUGAUCAUGAUGGUAGUGAUAAUCAUGAUGCUGGUGAUUAUGAUUACCGUGAUGGUUGUGGUGACAAUAAUCAUGAUGGUGGUUGUAAUUAUUAUCAUGAUGGUGAUGGUGGUGGUAAAGAUGAUGUUGGUGGUUAUGAUGAUGAUGAUAGAAGGGGUGAUUAUGAUUAUCGUGAUGAUGGUGAUGACAACAAUUAUAAUAUUGGUUUUUAUUAUUAUCAUGAUGGUGGUGGUGAUAAUGCUGGUGGUAAUGACGAUCAUGCUGAUGAUGGUAAUAAUGAUAAUGAUAGUGGUAAAUCAUGUUGA
This is a messenger RNA of Ruditapes philippinarum (Manila clam), 432 nucleotides long. RefSeq lists its product as uncharacterized. The transcript has 3 exons. The record is from RefSeq and is a predicted model, not a curated record. Bases 1 to 432 code for a protein of 143 amino acids. Lineage: Eukaryota; Metazoa; Mollusca; Bivalvia; Venerida; Veneridae.